AUGCGCUUCAUCGGAUUUGUGUUUGCCCUAGUUGCCAGCACCUCUGUGGCAAUGGCUGCACCUGCUGAAACCAACGGGGACGUUUCUGAAUGGUCUUGCCCGAAUGGAUGGAAAUAUUGCGGUUGUGUGGGUCAGGGUGCUGGAGACGGCGCCAUUUGUGGUAGCGACGCAUUUGGUGAUCAGGUCUGUCCGAGGAAAUAUUAA
Molecule: messenger RNA, 204 nt
Organism: Penicillium atrosanguineum
Lineage: Eukaryota; Fungi; Ascomycota; Eurotiomycetes; Eurotiales; Aspergillaceae
Product: SNF2 family helicase
Exons: 2
Coding region: 1-204 (67 amino acids)
Source: RefSeq, a predicted model, not a curated record